Messenger RNA from Phascolarctos cinereus (koala), 1945 nucleotides. It is a transcript of the gene BIRC7, whose product is annotated as baculoviral IAP repeat containing 7. NCBI's taxonomy places the organism in Eukaryota, Metazoa, Chordata, Mammalia, Diprotodontia, Phascolarctidae. Gene Ontology annotation, cellular component: cytoplasm; nucleus. Gene Ontology annotation, biological process: regulation of cell cycle; positive regulation of protein ubiquitination; negative regulation of apoptotic process. Gene Ontology annotation, molecular function: cysteine-type endopeptidase inhibitor activity involved in apoptotic process; ubiquitin protein ligase activity. The record is from RefSeq and is a predicted model, not a curated record.
GUCGCCAGGGAGCAUCUGUCAUCAGCGCAAUCCUCCCUGGCACUUUGGUGCUGUGACAUAUAACUGUUUUGGAGCUGCUGUCAUCCCUGGGAAGGCUCUGGCUGUGAGCCCUAUGACUCUGGGAUUGACCACUGUCAGAGCAUGUGAGGUGGAAUCCCUGACCCAGUGCUUUCCAGAAGGCUUAGCCAGCAGAUUUGGAACAGUCCACAGUGGGUUUCCUCCCACUUCCCUUCCCCCAUACUGGCCCAAGGCAGGCAUCCAGACAGGCAUGAUAGAAAUACCAGUUUUCACUUCCCAAUUUUUUGAAGAGGAGGCCACACAGCUCUGGGGGAGACAGGCAGACCAGAGUAUAGCGUUUGAGCCCAGAAUGGGCAGUGAGGCAAGUCGAAGAAAGACAUUCCAAGACUGGCCUCCUGAGGGCCCUGUCUCUCCCCAGGACCUGGCCAGAGCUGGAUUCUUCUAUGUAGGGCCUCAGGACAGGGUUCAAUGUUUCUGCUGUGGUGGGAUGCUGGACAACUGGACAGCUGGAGAUAGCCCCAUCCUAGAACACCAGAGGCUUUUCCCCAAGUGCCAGUUUGCCCUCAGCAAGCAUACUGGCAAUAAUCCUGACCAGGACACUUCUGACAGUGUGGAUGGGCAAAUCUUGAGCCAGUUGCAAAGAAUAUCAGAGGAAGAAGAAGGGGAAGGGAAUGAAGCUACCCUGACUAACAGACCCGCCUAUCCAGAGAUGGGUGUAGAACAGAUCCGGCUGGCCUCAUUUCACAACUGGCCCUCAGCUUCGAUGGUGUGUCCUCAGCAACUCGCCAGAGCGGGCUUCUUCUACACAGGCCAGCAUGACCAUGUGAAGUGUUACUACUGUGAUGGGGGCCUGAGGAACUGGGAUCGAGGGGAUGACCCUUGGAGAGAACAUGCCAAGUGGUUCCCUAGAUGUGAAUUUCUGCUUCAAUCCAGAGGCAGGGACUAUAUCAGCAGCAUCCAGGAGUCCUCUGGCCUGCUGGACUCCUGGGGCCAUGGAGAAGAUCCAGGAGAGGUAAAUUCCACUUCUUCUACCCCAGGUAGCCCAGGAAGCCGGGCUUGGCUAGCUUGGCCAGCUUGGCGGCAAUCCACAGUGGUAAAAAGUGUGCUGCAGAUGGGGUUUGAGCAGAGCAUGGUGGAGAGGUUGGUUCUGAGUAAAUACAGGCUGGCAACACCAGCCAGCACAUCAGUGUCUCAGCUGGUCUCUGAUCUUAUCCAAGAGGAAGAGAGGAAUGCAACAGAGACCAGAGCACCUGUUCUGAUGGCAUCUGAGCCAAGUACACCCAGAAGAGAAGGCCAACCUGAAGAAAUCACAGAGACAGGACCCCUGAGCACUGAGCAGCAGUUGCAGCAGCUGAAGGAGGAACGGACCUGCAAAGUGUGCAUGUAUCAAGUGGUGUCCAUUGUCUUCGUUCCCUGUGGCCACCUGGUCUGUUCAGAGUGUGCGCCAAACCUGCAGCAGUGCCCCAUCUGCAGAGCUGUCAUUCAUGGGAGCAUCCGGACUUUCCUGUCCUAGCCGAGCUCUGGUGGACUGAACCAUGCUAGGGAAAUGCUGAGUUUGGGAAACCAGUACUGAUUUUGGAGCCCUGAAGACAUUGGGAUAAUGGUGGGACUGGUGACCCUGCCUUCUGAGCACACCAUGAUCAAGUCUCUUACCCAGAUGAAGGAGCAAGUAAAGCCCCAGUUUCUGACCUCAUCAUAGGAGCCAAAGCUGCAACUUCAAGCAAGAUUAGGUUAGUUGGGAAGUAGUUAGAGGGCAUCAAAGGAUAGGGGAAAUAGCCUAUAUCUAAAACUAUAUAUCUAAAACAGUUUCAUAGGACAUUUUUUUGUUGGUUAGGGUAUAUAUGUGUGAAUUUCUGCUUUGGUUUUUGCUAUGACUAUGUUUGGAGUUCUUUAAUUUUUUUUUGCAAUAAAAUUUCUUCUGGUGUAA